AUGGCGAGAAGCAAUGGCACGUCCACUACAGACUUCAUCCUCCUGGGCCUCUUCCCUGAGUGCCCAUACGCCAGCCUCCUGGUCUACCUCAUUCUCCUGCUCUACCUCAUUGCCCUGAUAGCGAACUGUGUCCUCAUCAUCCUGAUCUGGGUGGACUCCCGUCUUCACACCCCCAUGUACUUCCUGCUCAGCCAGCUCUCCCUCAUCGAUUUGUUGUACAUCUCCAGCUCGGUUCCUAAGAUGGUCAUCAAUUACUCCUCAGGGGAGCGCACAAUCUCUCGCGUUGGCUGUGGAGCCCAGAUGUUUUUCUGCCUGACUCUCGGUGGUGCUGAGUGUCUCCUCCUCACCCUCAUGUCCUAUGACCGAGUUGUGGCUGUUUGUAACCCCCUGCGUUACACAGUCAUCAUGAACCCCAAGGUGUGCUUGCUGCUGUCAGCAGCCUCCUGGACUGGGGGUGCUCUGAACUCACUCAUCCAAACCGUCUACACCAUGCAUUUCCCUGUGUGUGGCCUGAAAGAGAUCAACCACUUUUUCUGUGAGAUGCCUGCCCUCCUGAAGCUGUCCUGUGAGGACACCUCAGAUUAUGAGGUGGUGGUGUUUGUGGUGAGCAUUGCUUUUAUCCUUACCCCCCUCGGCCUCAUCGUGACCUCCUACGCUCGCAUCUUCCUCGCUGUCCUGAGGAUGAGCUCCCCUGAGGGGAGGAACAAAGCCCUGGCCACGUGCUCAUCUCACCUGACCGUGGUGAGUCUCUACCUGGGGCCAGCCAUUGUGGUGUACAUGACCCCCGGCUCCGCCCACAGCCCGGAGCUGGACCAGGGCCUCUCAGUUUUCUACACCGUCCUCACCCCCAUGCUGAACCCCCUCAUCUACAGCCUGAGGAACAAGGAGGUGCUGGGGGCUCUGAGGAGGGUCCUGGCCAGGAACCAAAUACCCAAAUAG
Tupaia belangeri chinensis (Chinese tree shrew) is the source of this 939-nucleotide messenger RNA. Its product is annotated as olfactory receptor 2T27. Lineage: Eukaryota; Metazoa; Chordata; Mammalia; Scandentia; Tupaiidae. Gene Ontology annotation, molecular function: G protein-coupled receptor activity; olfactory receptor activity. Gene Ontology annotation, biological process: G protein-coupled receptor signaling pathway. The transcript has a single exon. Bases 1 to 939 code for a protein of 312 amino acids. Gene Ontology annotation, cellular component: membrane. The record is from RefSeq and is a predicted model, not a curated record.